This is a messenger RNA of Diachasmimorpha longicaudata, 3361 nucleotides long. It is a transcript of the gene Osbp, whose product is annotated as oxysterol-binding protein 1. The record is from RefSeq and is a predicted model, not a curated record. Bases 199 to 2568 code for a protein of 789 amino acids. NCBI's taxonomy places the organism in Eukaryota, Metazoa, Arthropoda, Insecta, Hymenoptera, Braconidae. Gene Ontology annotation, molecular function: sterol binding. The transcript is spliced from 10 exons. Gene Ontology annotation, cellular component: intracellular membrane-bounded organelle; perinuclear endoplasmic reticulum; cytosol.
AAAUGGCGUCACACAAUGGGUUAUGUGUACGUGUCUAGAUCAGUCAAUUCUCCUGCAAAGUAAAUAGUGUCUCGUAUGCUCUCAACGGAGUGCUAACAUCCCUUAAAAAACCCGUACCCCACUCGGUCCACCGUCAAAAUCUACCGUUGCUAUCCCCUUGUGAUAUCAUUGUUGAUUCUCAAAUAAAAAUAUUGCAAAAUGGGCGAUCCGAAGCCUCAGCACGGCGCCCAGGAAAUGAAGGGUUGGCUCUUCAAAUGGACUAAUUACCUAAAAGGUUACCAGCGACGAUGGUUCGUCCUGUCAAGUGGCCUCCUCUCAUACUACAGGGCUGAGCCAACGGGGGGGCCAAAGUUAUCGACGCGACGCAAGCGGAGGGCUGCCAGAGCCUCCGAGAAUCCAGCUGAAAUGGCCCACACAUGCAGAGGUGCUAUUUCACUGAAUGGUGCCUUAAUUCACACCGUCGACGCAUGUACUUUCGUCGUCAGCAAUGGUGGUACACAGACAUUUCACAUCAAGGCUGCUACGGAGGUUGAACGCCAGCAGUGGGUCACUGCACUAGAGUUGGCUAAGGCUAAGGCGAUACAAGCGAUGGAGUCAGAAGAAGACGAGGAGGAGUAUCAGGACAACGAUAAUCAGAAGGGUGAGCAUGCCUCAAUCACCAAGGACCUCACCGAAAGACUCGAGGACCUGCAGACAUGUUACGACUUGAUAUCAAAACGUGGAACCAUGUUAACACGAUCACUCAUGGACCUGGAGUCUCUUGAACCUAAUAAUCCGGAAGCAAUGACGACUAAAAUUAAAACUGUCAGCGAAAGAGCAACACUCUUUCGUAUUGCUGCUAAUGCUAUGAUCAAUAGGAGCAAUGAUUUUCUCCAACUCGCCCAGCAACAAGAGCCCAAAUGGGAGAAGCUACUCCAACACGAAAGAGACCAGAAAGUGAGAAUAGAGAAAAUGGUAGAGCAAUUGGCUCGACAGCACUCACACCUAGAAGAAGCUGCCCAACAUGCCCUUCCAGCUGCCCUCACAUCGACUGGGCAUCGAUCCUCACACGGUGUUACGAGCAAUCCACAGUCUGAGGAUGAGGAGAACGUUGAAUUUUACGAUGCCCAGGAGUCAGACACUUUUACAUUGAAUCUAACAAGCAGCACAACGGGCAACUCGAUGUCAAGAACGAGAAAUAGAAACGAUUCACAGGGUAGUGAUGAUGGAUCGAGCUCAGAGGGUGAUCCCGCACCAAUGUCAACGAACGAUACGUCUGAUUCAUUCCUUAUUGUGACUGACUCAACUGCCGUCACACAAACAUCGACAAAUAGAGAAGUGGAUAAUGUGAAUAAUGGCGGUACUAGUACUGGUGUAAACUCAGGAAAACGCAAGCGUCGAACCCGAGUGCCAGACAAGCCCAACUAUCCCCUGAAUCUAUGGAGUAUAAUGAAAAAUUGCAUUGGCAAGGAAUUAUCAAAAAUUCCGAUGCCAGUAAACUUCUCCGAGCCAUUGAGUAUGCUCCAGCGUCUCACCGAGGACUACGAGUACGCACAUAUUCUGGACAAGGCUGAACAAUGCACAGACAGCUGUGAACAAAUGGCAUACAUUGCUGCAUUCACAGUAUCAACUUAUUCAACAACAGCAUCGAGAACUGGAAAACCAUUUAAUCCACUGUUGGGGGAGACUUACGAGUGCGAUAGGAUGGACGAUUUGGGGUGGAAGGCCAUUUCUGAACAGGUAUCACAUCAUCCACCCAUGCUGGCACAGUUCUGCGAGGGAAAAACGUGGAGGUGCUGGCAAGAGUUUACUAUGGCUUCCAAAUUUCGUGGAAAGUAUCUUCAGGUGGUUCCUCUGGGUACAGUACAUUUAGAGUUCAACACUAACAAAAAUCAUUACACAUGGCGUAAAGUAACGACGACAGUGCACAAUAUAAUAGUAGGAAAAUUAUGGGUCGAUCAGAGUGGUGAUACGGACAUAAUAAAUCACAGUGAUGGUACGAAGUGUCAUCUGAAGUACAUUCCAUACUCUUAUUUCUCACGUGACAGCCAACGUAAGGUCAAGGGUGUCGUUAUGAAUGCCAAUAAAGAGGUCAAGUGGGUUGUACAGGGUACAUGGGACUCAAAGAUUGAAAUAGCACCUGUUAUUAGUACUUCUGGCAGUCCAGACAAUCCAGUAUAUAAAACCGGGCCUUAUACUCUUGCUUGGAAACGUCGAAUGCCACCAGAGGAUUCUGAUAAAUCCUACAACUUCACCGAGCUGGCGUCGCAGUUGAAUGAAUAUGAGGAGGGAGUGGCGCCGACUGACUCGAGAUUGAGACCCGACCAGAGGUUAAUGGAAAACGGCCAUUGGGAUCAGGCUAAUGCUGUGAAAUUACAACUUGAGGAGAAGCAGAGGAUUGUGAGGCGAGCGAGAGAAGCUGAAGCUGAAAACUCAGCUGCUGAAGGAAAGCCCUACACACCCUAUGCAGCAGUCUGGUUUAAGAAAGAACAAGACCAGUACACCGAUAGUGUUUGUCACAAUUACAACGGUAAAUACUGGGAUUGCAAGAGUAGAGCCGACUGGAGCAGAUGUCCCCAGAUAUUCUAGUCCUAAUACCCUUCUGAUUUCACUCUCUACAAAGUAACGAGCGUCACGAAAUUACAAAAUCAUAUUUUUUCCUUCAAAUCGUUGACACGUUUUCAUUUUUCAAUGGAUUCCAUAUUUUAUUCAGACAUAAAUUGAGGACAGUUAAUCUCAGUCCAGCGAAUCAAGUAUUUCAAUCCGUAGCGAAGUGGUAAAAAAAUAAUACGUGGAUUUUUGCGUUGUUAUGGAAUGUGCAAUCAUGUCGAUUAUGCGUAGCUUAACAAUUAUAUAAUAUCUUCGUAUUUUCUUCUGAAAUAACUCAUUGUUGAGAUUAUUCGACAUUUAUAGAAUGUGAAAAUUUAGUGGUUGUGGGGGGACGAAUUUGGUUUUAAGGGAAAAAUUAAGAAACUUUUAGUGUUGAUAAUAUUUCCGUUAAAAAAAGGUGUAAACUUUUAUCACCAAAAUCACUUCUUAAGACGAUCCAAUAUUCAACAAGAGUUAAAAAUUUUCAAGUUCGAUUUAAGUCAAUUGAAAUCUUUGUUAAUAGCUAAUUUAUAUCGACAAUGAGUGAAUCUACGUAGAAAAUUUUUUUUGUGAUGAAAUAAAAAAAAAUUCUUAUUGUGUGCUGAAACUAUUUUUCAUCGUGAUGAUUGGUUAUUCAACAGAACAGGAAUUUUAUGGUUAGACAAAUUUCGGAUUCGUGAAGAAGCAGAAAAAGGAUUUAAGUAGAUCUGACCUUUUCAGCGGUUUUCAUUGAAUUUACUGGAAUCUAAGGGAAUUGACACCAUUUUUAUAUGAUCUUUUUUAUUCAAUGAAG